GCCACUGAGGAUCCUCCUUUCGGAGGAGUGAGGUGGGAAGGCGAGGGAUCGUUGGGGUCACGCGCCUGUUGCAAACCAGCAUCCAAAUCGCGUCCACCCCGGACUGAAGCCGUGAGGAUGAAAAGGCGGGGAAUCUCCAAGGAGCAGAAGCGAGUCCGUGUAGCCCCGGUCCAGCCAGAAAUGACGAACGGAUUUCUUAUGGAGGUAUGUGUGGAUUCAGUGGAGUCGGCUAUAAAUGCAGAAAGAGGAGGUGCUGGCCGCAUUGAAUUGUGUUCUGGUUUGCUGGAGGGAGGAACUACACCCAGCAUGGGUAUUCUCCAAGUGAUUAAGCAGUGUGUCCAGAUUCCUGUCUUUGUGAUGAUCCGACCACGUGGAGGGGAUUUUUUGUAUUCAGACCGUGAAGUAGAGGUCAUGAAAGCAGACAUCCGUCUUGCCAAGCUUUAUGGAGCUGAUGGGUUGGUAUUAGGAGCAUUGACUGAAGAUGGACAUGUUGACGCCGAGCUCUGCAUGACACUUUUAUCUGCUUGCCGUCCCCUGCCAGUCACUUUCCACCGAGCCUUUGACAUGGUUCAGGACCCAGUGGUGGCUCUAGAAACCCUUUUGACCUUAGGAUUUGAACGUGUGUUGACCAGUGGUUGUGACAGCUCAGCAUUAGAAGGGCUGCCCGUGAUAAAACAACUCAUAGAACAGGCAAAAGGCAAGAUUGUGGUAAUGCCAGGGGGCGGCAUAACCGAGAGAAACCUGCAGAGGAUCCUCGAGGGCUCCGGCGCCACCGAGUUCCACUGCUCCGCGCGCUCGGCCAAGGACUCCGGCAUGAAGUUCCGAAAUACUUCUGUUGCCAUGGGAGCUUCACUUUCCAUCUCAGAAUAUUCCUCAAAGGUAACCGAUGUGUCAAAAGUAAGGACCUUGAGUGCCAUUGCAAAGAGCAUCCUGUAGGAUUAUCAGAAGCCAUGGGAGAGACAUGAAUACACCUGGAUAAAGGUUCAGAGAGGCCUGAUGUCUGAAGCAGCCAUGACUCAGAUACUACAGUUUUACCCUUCUCUGGGCAGGGCUUGUUAUACAUGGACCAUAGAGAAUCCUUCCAGAAGAGCCACAGUUAGUUGGAGAAGCUGCAGUCUCUUCAUCUGAUUAUUCUGGACAGCCUUCUUCAUCAUCAUGACUAAAUAUAGCUGGAUCAAGACUUUGCUAGAGUCUUAGUCUGCCCAGUAAAUGGGAUUAAUUGAUGAGCUGGAAAAAAUUAAAUUUGAGAUUUACUUUUGAUUUACCUUUGUGAAAUAAAGUUUUCAUUUCUGUUA
Messenger RNA from Vombatus ursinus (common wombat), 1295 nucleotides. It is a transcript of the gene CUTC, whose product is annotated as cutC copper transporter. The record is from RefSeq and is a predicted model, not a curated record. The transcript has 9 exons. Bases 118 to 936 code for a protein of 272 amino acids. Gene Ontology annotation, molecular function: copper ion binding. Lineage: Eukaryota; Metazoa; Chordata; Mammalia; Diprotodontia; Vombatidae.